AUGCCGAGCUUAGGAGGUCUCUUGAAGAAGCGGCGAACGAAGGAUUCUCAAACCCUCGCGUCCGAGCUGCCUGCACCCUCCGAGAACCACUCUCAGACUGUCCCCGAUUCCCACGAUUCCCACGAUUCCUCCGAAGGCGCCUCCAUGCAACCCGCCGGGAGCUCGCAAGUUUCUCCGCAGCAGUCCAACAAUGCCGCCAGCAUUAACAACCUCAUACAUAAUCCGGCCAAUGCCUCACAGGGUCACAGCUCCGCCCAUAGUCCCAAUGGCAGUCAAGCGCAGGGCCAACAGGCCCAGCAACAGCCUCAGCAGCAGCAGCAGCCGAGACAAGAACGCACGACCAAGGGCAAGUACUCGCAAGAGGACUUCUUGCUGCAGCGCACCCUCGGCACUGGUAGCUUCGGUCGGGUUCAUCUCGUCCAAUCGAAACACAAUCAUCGCUUCUAUGCUAUGAAAGUGCUCAAAAAGGCCCAGGUGGUCAAGAUGAAACAGAUCGAGCACACCAAUGACGAGCGCCGAAUGCUGAACCGCGUCCGGCAUCCGUUCCUAGUGACUCUUUGGGGAACUUGGCAGGACUCGCGAAACCUCUACAUGGUGAUGGAUUUCGUCGAAGGUGGUGAGCUAUUCAGUCUACUGCGGAAAUCACAACGAUUCCCCAAUCCAGUUGCCAAAUUCUAUGCUGCAGAAGUCACGCUGGCCUUGGAGUAUCUGCACUCCCAUCAAAUUAUCUAUCGUGACUUGAAGCCCGAGAAUCUCUUGCUAGAUCGUCAUGGUCACUUGAAGAUUACCGACUUUGGCUUCGCGAAAGAUGUGCCCGAUAUUACCUGGACGCUGUGCGGUACCCCCGACUAUCUAGCUCCUGAGGUUGUUUCUUCCAAGGGCUAUAACAAAUCCGUUGACUGGUGGUCAUUGGGAAUUCUCAUCUUUGAAAUGCUGUGCGGAUUCACUCCAUUCUGGGACAGCGGGUCCCCAGUGAAGAUCUAUGAGAACAUUCUGCGCGGCAAGGUCAAGUAUCCGCCAUACCUGCACGAUGACGCCGUCGAUCUGCUGUCACAGUUGAUUACUGCCGACCUCACCAAGCGUCUGGGUAACCUGCACGGGGGUCCCGAAGAUGUCAAGAACCAUGCGUGGUUUGCCGAGGUCACUUGGGACCGGCUGGCCCGUAAGGAUAUUGAUGCCCCCUACAUCCCACCGAUCCGGGGUGGCCAAGGUGAUGCAAGCCAAUACGAUAAAUAUCCCGAAGAGACAGAGCACUACGGCAUUGAGGGUGAAGAUGCUUACGGCCAUCUGUUCCCCGACUUCUGA
This is a messenger RNA of Penicillium subrubescens, 1305 nucleotides long. RefSeq names its product cAMP-dependent protein kinase catalytic subunit pkaC (gene pkaC). Gene Ontology annotation, cellular component: cAMP-dependent protein kinase complex; nucleus. The record is from RefSeq and is a predicted model, not a curated record. The transcript has 4 exons. Lineage: Eukaryota; Fungi; Ascomycota; Eurotiomycetes; Eurotiales; Aspergillaceae. Gene Ontology annotation, biological process: peptidyl-serine phosphorylation. Bases 1 to 1305 code for a protein of 434 amino acids. Gene Ontology annotation, molecular function: cAMP-dependent protein kinase activity; ATP binding.